ACCGUCUUAUCAGAAGAGGAGCGGCGUUCGAACGGCGAGAGUGAGUUUUGUCAUAUAAAAUUUGUACGAAGAGAUAGAGAAAGAAACGAAACAAACGAAGAAGGAAAACAAGUGAGGACAUUAAUAAGGCAGCUAACGUAUUCAUAAUUCUAGCCAGUCGCGAGCGGAUCGCAGCAAGUAACGCUACAGCGAAUCAUCGAAAACCACAACAACAACAACAACAGAAAAGACAACAUGCCGAAGACCAAGAAGAAGAGCGUUUGCAUCGUCGGUAGUGGAAACUGGGGUUCUGCAAUCGCGAAGAUUGUCGGAAAGAAUGCGGCGCGUCUUCCGAACUUCGAGGAUCGCGUCACGAUGUACGUGUACGAGGAGAUGAUCAACGGAAAGAAACUGACCGAAAUCAUCAACGAAACACACGAAAACGUUAAAUACCUGCCCGGACACAAGUUACCAGAGAAUGUGGUCGCCGUACCGGAUGUCUGUGAGGCGGCCAAAGACGCCGAUAUCUUGAUUUUCGUAGUUCCUCACCAGUUCAUCAGGACGCUAUGCUCGACGUUGCUGGGCAAAAUCAAGCCGACCGCGAUCGCUCUGUCUCUGAUCAAGGGUUUCGAUCAGAAGGAAGGCGGAGGCAUCGAGCUGAUCUCGCAUAUCAUAACGCGCACGCUGAAGAUCCAGUGCGCCGUUCUUAUGGGCGCCAAUCUCGCUGGAGAGGUUGCCGACGAAAAGUUCUGCGAGACGACGAUCGGAUGCAGAGAUUCCCAUCUGGCGCCGAUCCUCCGAGACAUCAUCCAAACCGAUUACUUCCGGGUGGUCGUUGUUGACGACGAAGAUGCCGUCGAGAUUUGCGGAGCUCUCAAAAAUAUCGUGGCGUGCGGUGCCGGUUUCGUAGAUGGCAUGAGUUUGGGCGAUAACACGAAAGCCGCUGUGAUCCGUCUCGGUCUGAUGGAGAUGAUCAAAUUCGUGGAUGUGUUCUAUCCGGGCUGCAAACUGUCCACGUUCUUCGAGAGCUGCGGCGUCGCCGACCUCAUCACCACCUGCUACGGCGGUCGCAACCGCAAAGUCAGCGAGGCUUUCGUGAAGACCGGUAAAAGCAUCGCCGAGCUGGAGGGAGACAUGCUGAACGGACAGAAGCUGCAGGGGCCGAUCACAGCCGAGGAGGUCAACUACAUGCUGAAAUCCAAAGGAAUGGAGGAUAAAUUCCCACUCUUCACGGCCAUCCACGACAUUUGCGUGGGAAAGCUGACCGCACAGCAGCUCAUCGAUUGCAUCAAGAAUCAUCCCGAACAUAUGCUGGAAAAGAGUGAAAGAAAAGCGAAACUGUAAACUAACACACUCUGCACACAAUUUUACUGGAUGGACGUGUAACAAAUAACGAUAUCACUAAUAAUAACACCUGAAUGUUGU
This is a messenger RNA of Nicrophorus vespilloides, 1404 nucleotides long. RefSeq names its product glycerol-3-phosphate dehydrogenase [NAD(+)], cytoplasmic (gene Gpdh1). Gene Ontology annotation, biological process: glycerol-3-phosphate catabolic process; carbohydrate metabolic process. The transcript is spliced from 7 exons. Gene Ontology annotation, molecular function: protein homodimerization activity; NAD binding; glycerol-3-phosphate dehydrogenase [NAD(P)+] activity. The coding region runs from base 235 to 1323 and encodes 362 amino acids. Lineage: Eukaryota; Metazoa; Arthropoda; Insecta; Coleoptera; Silphidae. Gene Ontology annotation, cellular component: cytosol; glycerol-3-phosphate dehydrogenase (FAD) complex. The record is from RefSeq and is a predicted model, not a curated record.